UUUGGAGAGCACGGAAAGUGAAACUGGAAGUGAACGUGCCACACCGACGUUUGAGGAAAUGUUAGCGCAAGAGAUGCAAGAGCCUGUCGCAUGUAGCGAGGCACAGCCACAGCCCCUGCGUCAAGAGCGGCCUCCCACUAAAAGGAGGAAAGUUACGCCAGACGUGGCAACUAACGUCAUGGAGGAGGCCAGCAGGACACUUCAGGCUAUGGCUGAUGCUGCCAGAACCAUGCCUGUCCAUGAUGACCGCUAUAGUACCCUUGGCGCCCACAUCGCAGCAGAACUGCGUGAAAUGGAAAGGGUGGGCGGCAGGGAAUACACCACUGCCACUAUGCACAGUCUGCAGCGGACAUUAAUGGACAGGUGGGAUUUGCUGCAUGCGACAGCCCGUGCACAACCGUCCACCUCUGGAUAUAUCCAGGUUGCCUUGCAGCAGGCUGGAAUACAGGAUGAAGAUUCCAUUCCAUAAAUAUAUAUGUGUCUAUAAAUUUUGUAUCUCUCCAAUCUUCUUAAUCUAUUUUUAUAAUCAGGGUGCCUCACAUUGUAAAGUGUCUCAUCCGCUUCAUACAUCUCAA
Schistocerca piceifrons (Central American locust) is the source of this 575-nucleotide messenger RNA. RefSeq lists its product as uncharacterized. The coding region runs from base 59 to 469 and encodes 136 amino acids. The transcript is spliced from 2 exons. The record is from RefSeq and is a predicted model, not a curated record. Lineage: Eukaryota; Metazoa; Arthropoda; Insecta; Orthoptera; Acrididae.